Gekko japonicus is the source of this 1963-nucleotide messenger RNA. It is a transcript of the gene CPQ, whose product is annotated as carboxypeptidase Q. The record is from RefSeq and is a predicted model, not a curated record. Gene Ontology annotation, biological process: peptide catabolic process; proteolysis; thyroid hormone generation. The transcript is spliced from 9 exons. Gene Ontology annotation, molecular function: metallodipeptidase activity. NCBI's taxonomy places the organism in Eukaryota, Metazoa, Chordata, Lepidosauria, Squamata, Gekkonidae. Bases 215 to 1627 code for a protein of 470 amino acids.
UUAAGGGGACGGAAGCGGCUGCCGUUUGGCGCACAUGAGUCUGGUGCUCGUCGCCAGCGCGACUCUUGCAUAAGGAAGAAAGCUGGGAGGCUUUUAAAGUUGGUUAAUUGCAGAUACUGUUUGAACCUGACUGCUCUUGUAUUUGUCACCAGUAAGAAAUCUUCUAGCAACCACCCCCAACCUCUUGACGAGUGAAAACAGAGUGGAGGAAAAAAUGAAGCUUCUGUUUUUAUUAGCCUUCGUGCUCCUGUUUCCUCAAAGCAAAGGGAACCCAUUAAGCAGAGACGAUGACGGCUACCAAAGAACAUUCGAAGACCUGAAGAGGGAAAUAGCUGGCUAUUCAGACAUUGCCAAGAAAAUUAUCGACCUUGCUGUUUAUGGCAGGGCCCAGAAUAGAUCCUACAAAAGGCUUGCGCUUUUUGUGGACACUAUUGGACCAAGAUUAAGUGGCUCAAAAAACCUGGAAUUGGCUAUCAAGUACAUGUAUAAAGCUUUGAGGAUGGAUGGCCUGGAAAAUGUCCAUUUGGAACCAGUAAAAAUCCCCCCCUGGGAAAGGGGGAAAGAGUCAGCAAUGAUGGUGGAACCUCGCAAUCACAGCAUUGCCAUUUUAGGGCUUGGUGGCAGCAUUGCAACUCCUCCUGAAGGCAUUACAGCUGAAGUCUUAGUGGUGGCCUCCUUUGGUGAGCUGCACCAAAGAGCUAAAGAAGCAAAAGGCAAGAUUGUUGUUUACAACCAACCUUAUGUCAGCUAUGGAGAAACCGUGCAGUACAGGGGACGAGGAGCUGUGGAAGCUGCGAAAGUGGGAGCGAAGGCAUCUCUUAUCAAGACUGUUGCUCCAUUUUCUAUAAACAGCCCACAUACUGGGAUGCAGUCAUAUCAGCCAGGUGUGCGCAAGAUUCCUACGGCAUGCAUUUCAGUUGAAGAUGCUGAACUGAUGGCACGCAUAUCUUCCCGGGGUAACAAGAUUAUUUUGACUCUGAAGAUGGAGGCCAAGACCUACCCUGAUGUGGAUUCCUUUAACACAGUUGCAGAAAUAGUUGGAAGCAAGUACCGAGAGCAGGUUGUGCUGGUCAGUGGACAUCUGGACAGCUGGGAUGUAGGGCAGGGAGCCAUGGAUGACGGCGGUGGAGCAUUUGUUUCAUGGGAAGCAUUAUCUCUCCUUAAGGAUCUUGGGCUCCGUCCUAAGAGAACUCUGCGCUUAGUGCUGUGGACUGGAGAGGAGCAAGGUGGAGUAGGAGCUGAACAAUACUACAAGAGGCACAAGGUUAACAUCUCUAACUUCGACAUAGUGAUGGAAUCUGAUGAAGGAACCUUCAUGCCAACUGGUCUGGCUUUCACUGGCAGUGAUAAGGCUCGGAAUAUCAUGAAGGAGAUCGUGAAAUUGCUGCAGCCUAUCAACGUUACAGGUGUCUUUGAAGAGGGCGGAGGGACAGACAUUAGUUACUGGAUACGAGAUGGGAUACCAGGUGCUAGCUUGCGUGAUGACAUCACAAGAUACUUCUGGUUUCAUCAUUCCCAAGGGGACACGAUGACAGUUCAGGAUCCAACUCAGAUGAACCUCUGUGCUGCUGUUUGGGCUGUUGUGUCCUACGUAAUUGCUGACAUGGAGGAGAAGGUGCCAGUUUAAUGUUGUUUUUGUAUUUUUAAUAGAACAAGAAAGAACAGUAAUCUUUUUCUACUGUAUAUCAGGAAUAUUUUUACUCAUGUGGCCUACAGUUGUCGUGAAAUUCUGUAUUCUCUUUUUGUUUCUCUUAUUUGAACUCAGAGCACGUCCACUGUAUUAUGCAGGCCUGUUUCUAUUUGCUGAUUUAAUACCUUCCACUUGAGAUGUUCGUUUUCUGCCACUUAUAUUAAAUACUUCUGUAGUUUGCUAUUGCUAGUCUCUGUUCAUCAGUGACAUAAGAGCCAUUGGUAAAUAAGUGAACCUGUUUAUCUGCUAGAUACUUAAAAUAAAUCUUUUCCA